UUCGUCAUUUUCUCCUGCCUCCUGGCCAUCGCCCGCGCCGGUUUGGCUCCCCACGCCGCACCAGUAGCGGCAAGAUUAGAAGAGUUUGACGCUGUUCCCCAAUACCGAUUCGGUUACGACGUCGCUGAUACUCUAACUGGUGACUACAAAAGCCAAACUGAGCAGCGUGACGGUGAUACCGUUCAAGGGCAGUAUUCCCUCGUAGACCCUGAUGGCACCCGACGUGUUGUCGAUUACACUGCUGAUUCCGUGAAUGGUUUCAACGUUGUUGUUCGCAAGGAGCCUCUCGUGGUUGCUGCCCCAGCUGUUGUGCCGGCGCGAUACAUUGCAGCUCCAGUAGCUCCAGUGAUGGCUAGAUACACCGCCUCGGUGGCAAGAUACGCUGCCUACACUGCACCAGUUGCUGCUGUUGUCGCGGUCUAAACAUUUCCAACUCCU
Hyposmocoma kahamanoa is the source of this 438-nucleotide messenger RNA. Its product is annotated as larval cuticle protein A2B-like. The record is from RefSeq and is a predicted model, not a curated record. The annotation marks the transcript as partial. NCBI's taxonomy places the organism in Eukaryota, Metazoa, Arthropoda, Insecta, Lepidoptera, Cosmopterigidae. The transcript has a single exon. Gene Ontology annotation, cellular component: extracellular matrix.